ACUUUCAGAUAAAAGAUGUUCCGUAACCAGUACGACAGUGAUGUUACGGUUUGGAGUCCUCAGGGUCGACUUCAUCAGGUUGACUAUGCUGUUGAAGCAAUGAAACAAGGUAGUGCUACUGUCGGGGUGAAGAGCAAUACGCAUGCUGUUCUGGUGGCGUUGAAGCGUGCUGCCAAUGAAUUAUGUUCGCAUCAGAAGAAAAUUUAUGAACUCGACACGCAUGCUGGUGUUUCUAUUGCAGGUCUUCUUUCUGAUGGUCGCAUACUUGCACGUUUCUUGCAAACAGAAUGUUCAGCGUGGAGAUGGGAUUACAAAGAGCCGGUCCCUAUUCAGGUUUUAAACAACCGAAUUCAACUGAAACUGCAGGCAAAUACACAGAUUUACGGAAGACGUCCGUUUGGUGUUGGACUUGUUAUUGCUGGUUAUGACGAAAGGGGAACACAUAUCGUAAAAACCGACCCAUCAGCAGAAGUCGUCGAAACACUGGCGAGUUCAAUAGGUGCUCGUUCUCAAAGCGCACGCACAUAUCUGGAGCGCAAUUUGGAUCAAUUUCCUGCUGCAAGUGUUGAACAGUUGGUUGAGUUUGCACUCCUGGCACUGAGAGAUACGCUACCCGCUGAGGACAGCUUGUCAAAAAAGAAUACAACAAUUGCUGUUGUGGGUAAAGACAUGCCGUUCAAAGUAAUGGAAGACGACGAUGUAAAACCAUUUUUAGACCGCAUUGCAGGAGUUCCGCGAACCGGUCAACAGAGCGGCGGUGAACAACAAGCAACGGCGGAACCUAUGCAGUUAUGAUCUUAGUUUAUGUAUAACAACUGUUUCAAUGUUGCAAGUAUCAGUUUACUUUUCAUUGUGAAUAUUCAUUCAUGAACUUCGAUUCGUAUUAGCAUCAGAAAAAAGAGAGAAAUGAGAAUAAGAAGGUAACAUACAGUUAAGGAAUGUAUUUUAGCAUUUAAUAGAAAGAGAAUAAGAUGGAGGAAAUGGAAAAGAUAAAUGAGCGCCUUGGUCAUUUAACAUCUGUCGGUUAGGAAGUAAAAUUUAUCAAAGGAAUAACAUAUCGCAUAAAACUUCGGUAUUUUUAGAGAUUCAGUUCUUUGUACUACUUCCUUUGACUAAUUUAAUAUAUAACACUGUUAUUGACUGACAUGUUUGAAUAAGUUCAAUA
Messenger RNA from Loa loa (African eye worm), 1165 nucleotides. Its product is annotated as proteasome subunit alpha type-1. The transcript is spliced from 9 exons. Gene Ontology annotation, biological process: ubiquitin-dependent protein catabolic process. The coding region runs from base 16 to 795 and encodes 259 amino acids. The record is from RefSeq and is a predicted model, not a curated record. NCBI's taxonomy places the organism in Eukaryota, Metazoa, Nematoda, Chromadorea, Rhabditida, Onchocercidae. Gene Ontology annotation, cellular component: proteasome core complex, alpha-subunit complex; proteasome core complex; nucleus.